CACGCGAGUCUUUGACGACUUGCGCCGAGCUCUGCGAACCAUGAGAACCAAGCGCGGAAACCUCGGAGAUGCCAGGUUGAAAUCCCUUUUUAUUGGAUACUGCCUUGCACUUAACACUUUCCCCAUGCGGGUCCGCGGCCAACAGGGCGACGGCUGCGGGCACACCCUGCUGGGCGCCGAGUCGGGCACCUUGGCCUCCCGGAACUACCCGGGCACGUAUCCCAGCAACACCUGGUGCAAGUGGAAGCUUCGCGUCCCAGAAGGCCGCACGCUGCGACUGGUUUUCGGGGAUUUUGACAUCGAAAGCAGCGCCGGUUGCAGCAACGGCUCUCUGGUCAUCGCCGACAAAAACGGGCGUCCCGGCCGAGGUCCGCUGUGCGGGACGCUAAAUGAGUCACAAGAGAAUAUGACGGUGGGUAGCAAUGAAGUGACAAUAACUUUCAAGUCGCGCUCGCAUCGCUCUGGUCGGGGGUUUCUGCUGUCCUACGCCACAGACCUCCAUCCGGAUAUCAUCUCUUGUUCACGACGAGGGUCUCAUUUUAGCUCAUCGCAUUUGAGUGUUUACUGCCCGGCCGGGUGCAAAAACGUGACGGGAGACGUUUGGGGACGUCCCGAUCGGGGCUACCGAGAUACGUCGGUGCUGUGCAAGGCCGCCGUGCACGCCGGGGCAACGUCCGACGGGAUCGGAGGCCGCGUGAGCGUGAGCCGCGGGAGGAGCCUCACGCGCUACGAGUCCGCUUUUUCCAAUGGGAUCCUUUCGAAAAUGGGGUCGUUAUCGGACAAGAAGCUGGUGUUCACCCGAGAAUGCAACAACAUCCUGCCGGUGUACGGUUUCAACGCCUCGUCCUUCGGAGACAAAGACAGCCAAGAGCACAAGAUGUCCUGGUCCACCAGAAGCGGGCGUUCUGGACACGAGGGCCUCGUCUGGACCGCGGAGCGGAAUGAUUUGUCGCCCUGGGUGGAGUUUGGGCUCACUGACAAAAGUUCUAUCACAGGAGUGAUCACGACCGGAUCGAGCGAGAACCACGUCAAAUCCUACAUCCUUGUUUUUAGCAGAGACAGAAAGAACUGGAAAGUUUACGAAGAUGUUGUCAGCAAAGAGGAAAAGGUGUUUGAGUCCUAUGCCGAAGGUCACCCGAAGGUGCUAAACAGCCUUUUCCCUCCCGUCGUGGCUCGCUACAUCCGGAUGCGGCCUCGGACCUGGGGUGGCCGAUCUUCGGUCCAGCUCCAAAUACUGGGCUGCCCCGUCAACGUCACGUCGAGGUCUCGUUCACCUGAAGAAUCUCUUCCCGGAAAGGGAAACGCGGUGACUCCGAACACAUCCCGCACUCCCACAGAGGGCCCGGUUUUAGUCGAGCCCAGGCAGAGAUCCGGUCAACCGGUCAUCAUCGCGGUGGGAGUGGUCCUGGGACUGAUCAUGUGCUUUGGUUGUUUAUUGGCUGGAGUCUGGUGGAAGAGAAGAAAAAAGGCUUCCCAAAUGAAGUACUCGGUCCCGACAAGUUGCCAGAGUUUCCAGGUGAAGACCCUCCCGUGUCUUCCCUCGGAGCUCAUCUCGUAUCCUCUGGAGCGACAUAUCGGCGACGACCUCCCGAGCCCCCCACUCAACGACUAUGCGCAGCCCGCCAUUGGACAGAAGGCGGGCUCUACGUUUCGGCCCGCCUCGGACGAAGGUUACACGGUGCCGUUCACGUUCAACCACUACGACUCCCCUGAUAACCUGCCGGAGUACGCCGAGCCGCUUCCGCCGGAGCCCGAAUACGCCACCCCGUUCGGCGAACAGGAAUCUCCCCCCUCAGCAGGGGGGCCUCACGGCAACGCGCGCGGCCCCCCCGGUGCCUACGACUGCCCCUCCCACAGGAUGCUCGACAACGGCUACUGCACUCCCGCCCUGCGCGGCAACGCACCGCGACCCGCCUGCGCCAUUUACGCCGAGCCGAAAUCGUCAUGUUACUCUUUACAUCAGAAGCACGAGGAACCUCUGUGAGAAGAACUCUCAAGAACCCGGGGGACGGACCGCGUUGUCCAAAGCGGACCGAACGUGACACGGCGGAAUUCUCCAGCGACGCGAGUCCCCAAAGUGGACUUUGACGCGGGAACUUAACACACUGCUGUGUCCCUGAAAAGUGAACAAUGUGUAAUAACACACUGUUAAUUGCACAAAGACAAUAUGACCAUAACUUGUGUUUUUUUAUUAUUGUUGAUGAAAGGUUGUUUUGGUCACAAGCUGCACUUUCAGUUUGUUUGUUUUUUUUUUAACAGAUGCAAAACCACAAACGACAAGCAAAACGAUUUAGUCACCUUUUUUUUACAACUCUUGAUGAAAAUGGGGUUGACGUGAUGGACAUAUACUGAACGUGACCACCAGGUGGCACUAGUCAGCUCGAAACGUCUAACGUGGCUGACGAGUGCAGUAUUGAGUGCAACAUGCUUGAAAUAUUUUGAGACAUAAAGGCACAAUGGA
Messenger RNA from Syngnathoides biaculeatus (alligator pipefish), 2461 nucleotides. Its product is annotated as discoidin, CUB and LCCL domain-containing protein 1. Lineage: Eukaryota; Metazoa; Chordata; Actinopteri; Syngnathiformes; Syngnathidae. The coding region runs from base 41 to 1984 and encodes 647 amino acids. The transcript is spliced from 15 exons. The record is from RefSeq and is a predicted model, not a curated record.